Messenger RNA from Cyclospora cayetanensis, 3165 nucleotides. Its product is annotated as DNA-directed RNA polymerase subunit beta-like. Gene Ontology annotation, biological process: DNA-templated transcription. The transcript has a single exon. Gene Ontology annotation, molecular function: ribonucleoside binding; DNA binding; DNA-directed RNA polymerase activity. The record is from RefSeq and is a predicted model, not a curated record. NCBI's taxonomy places the organism in Eukaryota, Apicomplexa, Conoidasida, Eucoccidiorida, Eimeriidae.
AUGAUUUUUUUAUUAAAAAAUUUUAUUACAUUAAAAACAUUAAAAACUUUUUAUUUAGAAUAUUAUAAAACUUUAAUAUAUUAUUUAAUAUCUUCUAUUAAAAAUUAUUUAGGAGAUGAAUUUUAUAUUUAUUUUAAUAAAUGUAAAUAUAAUAUUUAUAUUUUAAAUGAUUUAUUAUUUUUUAAAACAACUAAUUUAACUAGUCAAAAUAUAGAUAUUAUACAAAAUUUUAAUUCUAAAAUUUUAAUAUUUUUACCUUUAAAAAUAUAUAAUUUAAAUAGAAAUAAGUAUAAACUUAUUUAUUAUUUAAUAGGUGAGGUACCAAAAUAUACUGCUGAAAAAAAUUUAAUUAUAAAUGGAUUAAAAAAAACAUUUAUUUCUAAAUUAAUGUUUAAUUAUAUUGGUAUAUUUUUUAAUAGUUUCAUUAAAAAUUCUAAUUUUAUUAUAUAUGCAAAAAUAAUAUUUAAUAAAAUAUUUAUUAUUAACUUAGUAUUAGAAAAAGAUCAAUGUUUUUGUAUUAUUAAUAAUUAUAAAAUUAAUUUAAUUUCUUUUUUAUAUUUAUUAGGUAUUUCUAUACAAGAUAUUCUUAUCUAUUCACGUUAUAAUAAAUCUUUCUAUUUAAAAAAAUUAUUGUUAAAUUCUCAGAUAGAUACAAAUAUUAUUAACUCAGAAUUAUAUUCUUUUAUUUCCUUUUUUUUUAAUAUAUCUUUUAAAUUAAAUACAUAUUCUAUUUUUGGAAAUAUUUUAAAUAAAAAUUAUAUACAGAUAAAUAAUUUUUUUUCUAAUAUAAAAAAUUUUAUAGUAUUAGAUUUUAUUUCUAUAUUAGAUAUAUUAUUAGAUAUUAAAUAUAAUAAAAAAACUUUAUCAGAAAUAGAUAAAGUAGAAUUUCGUUCAAUUUCUACUUUAGGUAAUUAUUUUUCAACUCAAUAUUCUUAUUUUUUAAAUAAAUUUUCAAAAUUAUUACGUAAUGAUAUAUAUAAAUAUAUACAUACUAAUUUAAAUAGAAAUAAUACUACUAAUUAUUUUAAAUCUAAUAUAUACUUUAAUUUAAAAGAAUAUUUAACAAUUAAUCCAUUAAUACAAUAUUUAGAACAAAUUAAUAGUUUUUCUGAAAUUAUACAUAAAAAUAGAGUUACUAAUUAUAAUUCUAAAUUACAACAAAAUUUACAAGUAAGAAAUAUUAAUUUAAAUCAAAUAGGUUCUUUAUGUCUAAUAGAUACUACAGAGGGGAUAAAUUGUGGAUUAGUUAUAAGUUUUACUAAAAAUAUUAAGCUUGAAAAAAAAAAUAAUAUUCAAUUUCCAUAUCAAUCUAUAAAUAAUAUAAAAACAAAAAAUUUUAUUACGUUUAUAAAUUCAUUUAAUCGCCAAACAUAUAUUGUUUUAUUUAAUAAUUAUUAUUUAAGAAAAAAUAAAAUUUUUAAUUUAUUUUAUUUAGGACUUAGUAAAAAUUCAUUUAAAAUUAAAAAUAUUUUUAUAAAAAAUAUUAUAUAUAUAAAACCUAUGGAUCUUUUUUCAUAUGCUGAAAAUUUAAUUCCUUUUUUAUUUUAUAAUGAUCCUGCAAGAGGAUUAAUGGGUGCAAAAAUGCAAUCACAAAUUGUACCUACAUUAAAACAUAAAAAAUCAAUUAUAAUUACUGGAUUUGAAAAAAAUCUAUUAAAUUAUAAUACUUUAAGUAUAAAAGCAUAUCAAGAAGGAAUUGUUAUUUAUGUUUCUUCAUAUAAAAUAAUUAUUAGAGAUAUAUACAAUAGAAAAAUUAUAUAUUAUUUAGAUAAAUAUAAACGUAGUAAUUAUUUUACUAUAUUACAUUCUAAGCCACAUGUAUGGCAAGGAGAAAGAGUUUUUUGUGGCCAACCUCUUAGUUCUACACAAGAUAUAUUAUAUUCUGAAUUUACAGCUGGAAAUAAUUUAUUAGUUUCUUAUGGAAAUUUUUUUGGAUAUAAUUUUGAAGAUGCUAUAGUUAUAAAUAAAAAAAUAGUAUAUUCACAAUUAUUUACUUCUCUUCAUUUUAAAAUAUAUGAAGUUAUGUUUACUUGUAUAGAUAGAGAAACAUUUGAAAUUUCUAGUAUUAAUAUACCUAAAAAAAGUUUUUUUAGUAAAAGAAAUUUAGAUUUUUUUGGAAUUAUAAAAGAAGGAUCAAAAGUAUUAAAUAAUGAUAUUUUAGUAUCUAAAUUACUUAUACGUAAUAUAAAUAUAUAUAAUUUACCUUUAUUUAAUUUAAUUUCUAUUUUAUUUGGACAACAUUUAAGAAAUAUUAAAAAUAAAUCAACAAUAGUUUCUUUUGGAAAUUCAGGCAGAGUUAUUAAAACUGAAAUAUUUUCUUCUCCAUCUAAUUUUAAUUCUUAUACAGGAUUUUAUUUAAAAUGUAGAAUAUAUAUAUGUAAUCAAAGAAUAUUAUCAGUAGGUGAUAAAUUAUGUGGUCGUCAUGGAAAUAAAGGAGUAGUAGCAUAUAUUUCAGCUACAAAUAAUUUACCAUAUACUACUGGAUUAAUUCCAGAUAUUAUAACUGAUGCUUUAGGAAUUCCUUCAAGAAUGAAUAUUGGUCAAGUUUUUGAAAAUUUAUUUGGAUUAGGAUGCUUUUUUACAAAUACACGAAUGUAUAUUAGUAAUACAUUUAAUUUACCUAAAUUUUAUAUAAAAACAUUAUUGUAUAAUUAUUUAAAUAAAUUAAAAGAAAAAACUGGUAAUUUAUUUUUAUAUAAUUCAUAUAUUCCAGGACAAAUAUUAUUAAGAGAUGGAAGAACAGGAUAUAAAUUAUUAGAAUCGUCUUUUUUAGGAGUUUCUAAAUAUUCUAAAUUAAUACAUAUGGUAAAAGAUAAAAUACAUUAUAGAACUGUAGGUCCUUAUACUGAAUUAAUGCAACAACCUGUUAAAGGUAGAAAAAAAAUAGGAGGACAAAGAUUUGGAGAGAUGGAAAUAUGAGCUAUGGAAGCUUAUGGCAGUUCAUAUAAUUUAAGAGAAAUUUUAAAUUAUAAAUCAGAUGAUAUUUGUGCUAGAUCUUCAUUAUUAUCUAAUAUAACUAAUAAUACUAACUUAGAAAAUAUUACUAUACCUGAAUCUUUUCGUACUCUUAUUAGAGAAAUUCAUAGUAUGAAUUUAAAUAUUGAAGCUUUUACUAGUAUAGAUCAAUUAGAAGGACAAACAUUAUCUGUUAAUAUAAAUUUUUAG